This is a messenger RNA of Cornus florida, 3548 nucleotides long. RefSeq names its product chaperone protein ClpB1-like. Lineage: Eukaryota; Viridiplantae; Streptophyta; Magnoliopsida; Cornales; Cornaceae. Gene Ontology annotation, cellular component: cytoplasm. Gene Ontology annotation, molecular function: ATP binding; ATP hydrolysis activity. Bases 1240 to 2736 code for a protein of 498 amino acids. Gene Ontology annotation, biological process: cellular response to heat. The record is from RefSeq and is a predicted model, not a curated record. The transcript is spliced from 10 exons.
CUGAUAGAAUAGAAGUUGUGUGUCCAUCGUUAAGGAGUUAGAGGAGGUAAGGUCCCUAAAAUGGUAACUCUGUUGCCGUUGCUGCGCAGGAGCAAUGAACAGGUAUUCCUUCUUCUGCACGUGUCUGGCGAUGAUGUAUUAGGGUUUUCACAUGUACAUAUAUAUAUAUAUAAAUAUUCAUGUGUGUAUAUAUCUAUAUAUAUACACACAUUACCUGGUUCAGAAGGUAGCUAAGUUUAGGGUUUUCAUUUUCUCUCUCUCAAUUCUUCUGUAGUUCUGUCUAAUUGUUUUAUUUAUGAAUAUGAGCAUAAGUUGCACAUUUAUGUCAACACACGCUGUUUUGUAUUUGUUUUCUCAUUUGUAGAUUAUAAUAGGUUACAAAUUGUCUUACAGUUGCAAAAUAAAUUACUGUCAUAAAAAUGAUAUAUACAUAUGUGUGAUUCUUCAAUAACUUAGAAAAAUAAUGAGGAGGAUCUUAUUAUUUGUUGUAUCGUGAAAUUGACAUGUCUUUGUUUGAGAUUAUCAAUCCAGAUUCCAGAAGUUUCUAUUUACGUAGAGGAUUUGAAGUGUAUUGCAUGUUUAUGCGUGUGCAUUUGUAUAUAGACAUAUAUCACAUCGGAAUUGGACUAAUUCUUCUAUUUGUAGAUUAGGAUUUGAUACAAAUUGUCGUAGAACUAUUUGGCAUUGAUAUUGAUAUGUGGAGGGUUCUUCAGCAAACCAAAUAGGAUCAUUAAAUGUUGCUCUUUGCUGAUAAAAUGAGACUUACGGCUUGCCUUUUGAGCUUUUAGUACCUGAUCCGAAUCAUCUGUUUGUGACAUAACAAUGUUCUAGAAAUUGACAAUAAGAGAUACAGAAACAAUGAUGUUAGAAGUUGUAAUCCCACUCAAGGAGAUGCAGAAGUUAGAGAUGAAAUAUGGUGUUCACAUUCAAAUGGAAGCUCUGAUGCUUGCUUGUGAUAUUGUUGUGAGAUACUCUGAUGCUUUGUUGUCCAACAAAGCAGAAGCAAAUGACUGCAGCCAAAAGGUGAUGGUGCUUCUGCAAAAGAAGGCAGUCGAGCUGCUGCAUGGAGCCUGUGCUACAAUGAGACAUGAUCUUGACGUAAAUAUGGAAGAGAAUCGUCUGGAUGAAGCUGAAUACUUGCUUUAUCGCACUCUGCUUGAGUUAAAUGAGACCAAAAGAUAAAACGAUUUGGGCAGUCAAAGUUGGAUUCCUCGUGUAGAAGAAGAAUAUAUUGGUUUUAUGGAUUUCUGGGAUGGAUUUGUGGAAAAGUGGAAGCCUCUACUGAUGCAGCAGGGAUCAGCAGAAAGAGCUCAAGAAAUUUUCAUCAUGGAACAGUUGCGCUCAGGGCUGGUCUCAUAUUUGCAGGAGGUGGAAGCUGCUAAGAAGAGGUUUCAAUAUUCUUCGGUGGUUCUAGACCUAAGUGACGAUUUAUCUUCCCUUGUUAAUUCAACUUGCAAACGCAUCAAGGAAAAUGCAACUGUUAAACCAUAUACUGUUGCAGAGGGUAUUGGACAGAGAUUGCGGAAGAGGUUUGGUGGACAAGAUCAUGUUAUUGAUGCAGUCACCAAUGCCUUGUUGAGUUGUCUGCCUCAUGAAAGCCGGCAUCACCCUAUUGGAUCAUUUCUCUUCUUUGGUGGUGCUCCUUAUGGCAGGCCAGAGUUUAUUGAAGCUCUCACCGAAGAGCUGUUUGACAGCAAGGACCUGCUGGUAAGGUUUGAGAUGUCAGAUUACAGUGAUUCACACUGUUCUCAGUGUGAUUCAUUCUUUGUCGAUGUUCGCACCAGAGACUACAACCAUGAAGAACAUGGUAUCAGGGGAGAACUCAUAAAGGUUGUUAAGAGCAGGCCCUUUGGUGUUAUUUUAUUUGAAAAUGUUGAGAAGGCCAAUAAUCAUGCUAUUGAAACUCUGCUUGACAUAUUGAGGCAUGGUAGACUGACAGACAGUCAGGGUGACAAAGUUGACUUUACCAAUAUGUUGAUUAUCAUGACUUCAGAUGUUGUAAUGAAUAAUGUCCCCUUAUGGUGUUGCGAUUGUUUAGAGAAGGAUCAAUAUCGCCCCAUGAAGUGUAGGUUGAAACAUUAUUGUGACGUUCCAAUUGACCAUAUGUGCGGGUUCCUCCAUGCCUAUUUAGAGGCAGAUAAGUGGUUUCAAAGUAAGUUGCUUGAAGAAUUGGACGAUGUUGUUGUUUUUAAUGGACUUUCCGAGCUGCAUUGUCAUGUUAUUGCUAGGUUGCAGUUGAGGGAAUUAACCGAAGCCAUGAGGCCAAGAAGGCUUAUUGUGUACCCAUCUGAAGCUGCAUUGCGAAGUAUUACCAGGAGGUCCUUUUGCCGCACAGCACGUAGAGAGGGUAUGAAGAUGUGGCUAAAGGAGAAUGUGGUCCCUGUGGUGUUUAAUCUACUUGCAGAGAAUAAGACAAGUGAUGGUAUUACCACCAUUUACAUUGAUACCCUAGUGGGAACAGAUGAACUAUGUUACAGAAUGGAGAAAAGUCCAGUGAAUUUUUUCAUUUUCAUGCACUUCAAAGAAUCUUUGAAUGAGUUGAGAAUGAUAUAUAAGAAAGAGAAAGAACGUGCCUGCAAGAUAUACACUUUAAAAAGAAAGUAUUUUGAAUUGAUAACUAUGGAUUCUGGUGAAGAUUUGGUCCAUGUCGUGGAGGGGGUUCAAGAUUUGGUUGAUACAGUGGAUGAUAUUGAGCAAAUUCAGACGUCAACUUUACGUGCAAAAACUAUAGACUGACAUCAGUGAGCUUCUUAAAUCAGGAGGCAGAGGUUAGGCAGUGGGAGUUGGCGUCUGAGAGGGCUAGGAAUGAGGUGGAUGGUCUUCAAAAAGUACUGGACAUUAAUCUUGAUGGGAUCUAUCAAGCAGUUGAUGUUGUGGCAGAGGCUUUAUUGAGGACCAUUCAUGGACCUCAUGAUACGCUCCAUUAUCCUGCCAAGUCAUUUCUAAUAUUAGGUCUUACAAGUGCUGGUAAGGCAGAUCUUCUAAAAGGUCUUGCUGAGCUUUGUGCAGCCGAUGGGGUGACAUCUGUGAUUCUAAUCAAUGCGGAAGAACACCAAGAAUCUGACUCAUUUUUGCAGCUUAUGGAUGGAGCACUCUGGCAUGAUAGCCAUGAGCAACAUGGUUUGGGGCUUCAAGAAGCUGUUAGGGUGAAACAAGGAUGCAUUAUCCUUAUUGAUCAGAUUGAAAAGGCUCACAUGUCUGUAUUCAGCACUAUACUUUCAAUGCUUGACCACAGUACUGUGGAAGACAGUCGAGGAAGAAAGAUCGAUUUCAGGGACACUGUUGUAGCCAUUAUUUCAGAUUUGGGAAACAGACCAAUUUUAUCACGCCUUGCAGGACAUGCUUAUGGUGGUAGUGUUCCGAGAGGCCGCAUGAAACAGGAUGGAAGGCCUUUCAGAACUGAGUUGCUGAAUCGGGUAGAUGAGACUCUCAUAUAUAAUCCCUUUGCUGAGAAGCAACUUAAAGAAUUUUCGAGGUUAUCAAUGAGGGUUGGGCGUCAUCUGGAAGGAGAACACUGCAUUUUUCGAAGCAUUAUUUUGUCUGUUUAA